AUGGACGAUAACGUGUCCCAAGGUGACAAGUCGAAUGCAGAGAUGUCGCAGGGCGUUCACGUCGAGCUGAAAAGGGCGCCCGAACCAAAAGCUCGAAAGACCCUAGCCUCCAUCAAGCGGGAACCUUGCGUUCCGAAGCGUCGUGGAGGCGUCGCGGCUCCCACCGUAGCUACGUCAGCAAGGCCACCAAAAGCACCGAAACCGCUCAGAAGAAAGCUCCGUCCGGCAGCCAGGAACAAUGAUUUGGGUGAAGCCUCCUCUGCAGCAAGAGACAGCAAACACAGCAAGCACAUUAUUCCCUUGAACGCUCAUCCCAGCACCGUGGUCAUUCAACCAUGGGAUUCACACGGCGCCGGUCCUCGUAUCGGCUUCUGUGCUAUCAAGGGGCGUGUGCAACUUAUGGAUGAAGACCUCUGCGGUUCUCCAGUUAAGGGAGGCACUUGUGGCAGCAAUGAGGAAAAGCCCCGUCACGUGUUUCCCGUUGCAAGAAGAGCUGCCAUUAGCGUGAACGCAGCUUCUAAAGGCGCAACGGCAACAGCAGUCAAAUCUCGUAAGCUUCGCCCAUCGUGCUUGCCCGUCAAAGGCGUUCCCAUCCAAGAAAGGCUGCUGGAGCCAACUGAAAGAACGACAAGGAGCGUGGGUGCGGGCACCGUACCCACGGUCGUUCGACGAAAAGAGAACAGCGCAAGAAGGCUCUCCAAAUGCGAGAUCGUUGCGCAGUGCACUGCGGGUGACAUGCCGUUGACUGACCCAGACUGCGGAGUUUCACUCCCACGGAUUCGAGCAACAACUGGCAGGCGUAGAAACGACGAGUGUACUUUUAAGUCGCAGCCGUUCAACAAUCGUGAACCACGAGGCAGGUCUUCGGACUAUCGGGCCACCGAAGUAGCUUUUAUGUCACCGCGAUACAAGCAGAAAGAAAAUGAAGUUUACGACAUUUUUUCUCCCAAGUUAGCGGGGCCUUCGUGGAGCACCACAGCGGAAGCCAGCACCUCCUUGGAACGCAACCUGGAGAAUUCGGUACGCGAGGUCCAUGCGCAGCGCGGUGAUGAGAAGAUCGCCAACCUACCUUGUGCCGACUCCUCUGCAAAGGAAACGCCCGCGUCAACGGUCAGUGACAACAGCCUUCUUGAAACGACAGUCUCCGGUAACCUUACGAGAGGUUCCGGCAAUUCUCAACAACUCAAGAAGGAUCUCCUAGUUUUCCACGUCAUCAUUCUUGUUGCUGUCACAGGGGCUGCCGCACUGGCGAUUGCCUUCUACCCAGGAGCAGUGAAAUCGAGCUCUGGAUUUCCCUUAAUUAUCGAGCGUGGUUUUCCUGCUUCGGUCUCUUCGACGACCUCGUCAACGUCAACAAAGCAUCCAAUGGAUGCGCCAGAACACGUCGUACACCGAGAGCCACUGUACGACGUCUGUUCUACAGAGACAUGUCAAAAAGACGGCGCCUACCUUGGCGCCUUAAUUUCCAAAAACAUGGACCCGUGCGACGACUUUUACAAGUUUGUCUGCAGUCGCUGGAAAGGUGCCAAUGGCUCCACUAGCCCUGAUGACGAAUUGGUCCAGAAGCUCGAGAGUGACAUUUACCACGUCCUUUCAUCACCACUGUCUCUCAGCGUUCAAGACUCUGACGUCCUAUCCCCACUCAAGCGUGUAAUGACUGCGUGUAUGAAUGGCGUGAACAGGACCAAUGUUGACCCUGUUCUUGACUUACUGGCAGCCGCUGACCUCGAAGGCUUCCCUUUUACUCCACCUGUGCGCAGCAGUAUUUCGCCAUGGAAGACUGCCGCCAAGGUUUUUCUUCUGACGGGCACAUCGGCGCUUCUUCGACUUGGAGUGGCCUUGCAUCCUUUUGAGCCUGACAUAGACAUAAUCACUGUCGAAGUACCCGAACCCUUGAUUGUAGGCCCUGAAAAAACGACCUCUGCUUACAGAAGACUUAUGCAAGCGUCGAUGAAUGCACUCGGCAAGCGUUUCGUGCCUUCAUCCUACGCCAUGGAGGUAGUCGCGUUCACACAACAGCUUGAUGCAGCAAUCGCUUCUGGAGAGUCGCAGAGCCGAGAUGAACGUUCACAUCGGGUCGUAAAACUGAAGGAAGAGAACGAGCUCCAGGUAUACUUGCUUGAAGUUUUUGGUGACUUGCAGCUUCCUCCGGAGGAAGAAGAUCGCGAUUUGAUGCUCCUUUCGCCCGAUUUUUCAAGAGCUCUCGUGCAUCUAAUACGCAAGACGGAUGUCCACGUCAUUCUCAAUUUUCUUUGCGUGCACGUGCUUGUGAGAUCUUCAGUUUUCGUCUCUAUGGCUGACCAAGAUUUAGAAUGGGCUGUGUCGGCUCAGCUUUUCAACCGUCCAGUCCGGCACGUGCAGCGGUGGAGGCUUUGCGUCCGCGCCGCUGCGCAAGCGCUACCAGACUUGUUCCUUUAUGCUACUCAUCUGGUAGUGAAAACGGCAGACAGUACGAUCAGUGGGCUUCUCGACAACGUGCUAAAGCAAGUGAUUACACAUGUGGAGUCUCUAAUAUUCUUGGACGGCCAAACUCGCGUGUUGGCGAAGAGAAUUCUGUCCGACGUUCGCUUCCUUGUGGGCCUACCACACUGGCUUAGCGACAUGUCUAAACUAUCCUCAUUUGUCGCGAAGCUUCCCUUGUUUAAUAAUCGGAGCAACUUUUUGAAGUGGCUCUCUGAAGUGAACGAAAUGGUACAAACUUCGACACUUCGUCGUAGCUCAAGGGAAUUUUGGCGAGCUUCGCCUUUUGAGACUGAUUGUUGGUAUGAUCUCCAGCUGAAGACUGUGUACAUUCCUGUCUUACUAGCCAACUGGACUCGUUAUAGAGUUGACGAGUUGGGCUACUUGCAGUUACCACGACAAGGUCAUCGUGCGGCUCGAUGCGUACUGAAGAUGCUUUUCGAAGGUGUGUCGUCAUUCUUUAACCGUGAAAUACUCACACGCAGCUUUUGGUCGUCGUCAGCGAAGACAUCACUCCGUCGCGCACAGCUGUGCCUGCAAGAGCAUGCCCGUGUUCCGGCAUCAAUGUCUCUAUCGCUUCUGGAAGACCACACGGCGCUAAAAGUUAUCCAAGAGCUCUACCAAGGAAACGUUCACCUCGUUGGCGCAGCCACGGCAUCCGGGGCAAUUCGUGAUGUUCGCUUGCCAGGUGCUGAAGAUUUUACAGCGGACCACUUGUUUUUUAUUUACUACUCUCUCGACUUCUGUAACAGCGACCUUCGCGAGGAAGAGCUCGAAGAUCGGGCACGCCUUGUGAAUAUCCCUCUUCGAGGCUCACUUAUGUUUCACGAAGUCUAUGGCUGCCGACCUACGUCCAAGAUGGGUCCGUUGGAUAAGUGCACAGCCUGGGUUUCGGCCGCUAAACAAAGUGGUUCCAUGAUAUCCUGAUGUCUUUAAUCUGUUGUUGACGGACAUCACCUUUCGAAUUGUAGUAUGUCGCUUCUUACGCUAAGACCACACGUCAUUAUUCGAAUUUGAAUGCUGCAAGGUCUUGUCGACUUCUUCGUGGUGCGGAGAGCACUAUGAUGGAAGCGCAUGUAUGAUGCGCAGGUGCUAGACAACAUGGCGCAGGCGUACUAUUAACGC
Molecule: messenger RNA, 3585 nt
Organism: Rhipicephalus microplus (southern cattle tick)
Lineage: Eukaryota; Metazoa; Arthropoda; Arachnida; Ixodida; Ixodidae
Product: endothelin-converting enzyme-like 1
Source: RefSeq, a predicted model, not a curated record